GUGUGAGGCUGAUAAAUCAUAGCUCUUGCAUUAUACCUUCCCUUUCUGCCUUUUUUUUUUUUUUUUUUUUUUUCUCCUAACACAGCUUUUAUAGUUGUUUAAGAUCAGAGAAAACACCUGCCAGUUGCUUUUUCUUCAGUUUCGGUCCCUUCUGCUGCUUCGUGCAAGAUGGAGCUAGAAAAUGCAAUGAUCAGCUCCUCGAGCAGUUCUUCAGCAGGCUCCAGAGAGUACAAGGUGGUGAUGCUGGGAGCAGGGGGAGUUGGAAAAAGCGCAAUGACAAUGCAGUUCAUCAGCCAUCGGUUCCCUGACUACCAUGACCCAACUAUAGAGGAUGCCUAUAAAACUCAAGUCAGAAUUGAUGAUGAGCCAGCCUAUUUGGACAUUCUAGACACUGCUGGACAGGCAGAAUUCACAGCCAUGAGGGACCAGUACAUGCGAGGAGGAGAAGGCUUCAUUAUCUGCUACUCCAUCACAGACCGCCAGUCCUUUCAAGAAGCAGCCGAGUUCAAGGAGCUCAUUUAUCGUGUCCGGCACACCUACGACAUCCCCGUGGUGCUGGUGGGGAACAAAAUAGACCUGGAGGAGUUCAGACAGGUCUCAACGGAAGAAGGAAUGAGCUUAGCCAGAGAAUAUUCCUGCUCCUUUUUUGAGACUUCAGCUGCUCUCCGUUUCUACAUUGACGAUGUUUUUCACGGAUUAGUGAGAGAAAUUCGAAGGAAAGAGUCCUCACUGUCCAUGAUAGAGAAGAAGAUAAAGAGGAAGGAUAGUCUGUGGCGGAAACUGAAGGGAUCCCUGAAGAAAAAAAAGGAAAGUACAACCUGA
Sturnus vulgaris (Common starling) is the source of this 822-nucleotide messenger RNA. RefSeq names its product Ras like without CAAX 2 (gene RIT2). The record is from RefSeq and is a predicted model, not a curated record. Gene Ontology annotation, biological process: signal transduction. Gene Ontology annotation, cellular component: membrane. Gene Ontology annotation, molecular function: GTP binding; GTPase activity. Lineage: Eukaryota; Metazoa; Chordata; Aves; Passeriformes; Sturnidae.